AUGUAUCGUCAAGUGGCACUAUGUCCUAAAGACUGUCGGUUCCACUUAAUUUUCUGGCGUCGGUCACACAAAGAGCCCAUUCAGACAUACAAAUUGAAAACCGUAACGUAUGGAACUGCCUCCGCUCCGUUUUUAGCCACCCGAGUAUUGAAGCAAAUUGCACAGGAUGAAGGAACACAUUUUCCACUUGCAGCAAGAGCAGUCAUCGAAGAUUUUUAUGUGGAUGACUUUUUCUCGGGAUCAAAAACAGUUAACGAUGCCAUAAAGCUACGGGAUCAAAUGAUUGCCAUGUUGAAUACAGCAGGAAUGCAGCUAAGAAAGUGGGCGAGCAAUUGCCCUGAAAUUCUUGAAGGAAUCCCUCUAGAGAAUCGAGCACUAGAAUCGUCAGUGACGUUCGACAAGGACCAGUCCAUUAAAACUCUUGGUUUGCAUUGGGAACCUUGCACGGAUAAGUUAAAAUAUAUUGUGUCAGAAACUGCCUUUAACCUUAGUUCCCCCAUUACAAAACGUAGUUCGCUGUCUUACAUUGCCAAGCUGUACAACCCACUUGGAUUAGUUGGGCCUGUUGUGGUUGUAGCUAAGAUAUUCAUGCAAGCGUUGUGGGGUUUAAAGGAUGAAUACAACAAGUUAUAUGACUGGGAUACAGAAUUACCAAAGGAUAUGAAGCAACGCUGGCUCAAUUACUGUUCAGGACUCCCUCGCUUGAAUGAAUUGCGUAUCGACCGAUUCGUGUUGCAACCUGAUUUUACUUCAGUAGAGCUGCAUUUCUUCUCGGAUGCCUCUCAAGUAGCCUAUGGAACAUGUGCAUAUAUCCGAUCAACAAAUGAUACAGGAUUUGUGAAAGUUGCUUUGCUAACAUCCCGAUCUAAGGUUGCACCGCUUAAACAACAAAGCGUCCCUCGUUUGGAGCUCUGUGGCGCAUUAUUAUCUGCUGAACUCUACCGCAAAAUCUCCACUUCACUGCAAAUCACGUCUAAGGCAUAUUUUUGGGUUGAUUCAACAACCGUCAUAAGCUGGCUUAAAGCAACACCUUCAUCCUGGUCCACAUUUGUCGGUAAUCGCGUUUCAAAAAUCCAGCAAAUCACAGGUGAUUGCGAGUGGAAUUACGUAGCUAGUCGAGAGAACCCCGCGGACAUUAUUUCAAGAGGUCUUCCAGCAACUGACCUAUUACAGUGCACGAAAUGGUGGGAAGGACCACAAUGGCUUCAAGGCAGUAAAGAAUCGUGGACUGUUCAAAUGAGCGGAGAAAUAGAUCCUGAAGCGAUAAAAGAAGCUAGAAAGACAUCAUUAGCUGCUGUAUCUACAUCACUCUCUUUCAUCGAAGAGUAUGCUUGCCGUUUCUCCAAUUAUCAGCACAUGCUACGUAUUACUGCCUACUGGCGACGGUACUUCGGUAAUCUACGUUUGGACAAGAAUUCUCGAGUGGUUACUCUACCACUUUCUACUACGGAAAUACGCAACGCUGAGUUAACACUAAUACGGUUGGUUCAAAUUCAUGCAUUUACCCCUGAGCUUAAGACAGUCGAAGUACAUCAGGCAAUUCCAUCAAAUUCUCGCCUCCGUUGGUUCAAUCCGAUGUUAGACUCAGAAGGGAUUUUGAGGAUCGGCGGACGAAUAGAUCGAUCAUCACAACCAUUUGAAUCGCGUCAUCAAAUUCUGUUGCCUGGUGCACAUCCAUUCACGAUGCUACUUCUUCGGAGUCAACACGAACGUCUUCUUCACGCAGCUCCCCAGCUACUCACCAACACUAUCCGGUUAAGAUUUUGGAUUUUGGGAGGUAGAAGUGCUAUUCGACGCGUAGUUCAUAGUUGUGUUACCUGUUUUCGAGCAAAACCGAAAGUUAUUGAGCAGUUUAUGGCCGAACUCCCUUCGCAACGAGUUACUGCGUCACGACCAUUCGCCAUUGUUGGAGUUGAUUUCUGGGGACCGAUUUAUCUAAAACCUCGGCACCGUAGAGACGCACCCCCAAAGGCCUAUGUUUCGGUGUUUGUGUGUUUCUGUACAAAAGCCGUACAUUUAGAACUUGUGGUAGACCUCAGUACGGCAAAGUUUUUGCAAGCCUUCCGUCGAUUUGUAUCGCGCCGAGGACUUUGCGCCGAAGUAUAUUCCGACAACGGUAAAAAUUUUGUUGGUGCGGCCAAUGAGCUUAGAAGAAUAUUGCGAGCCGAAGACUUUCGACAUGCAAUCGCCAGUGAAUGUGCAAGAACAGGAAUUCGUUGGCACUUCAAUCCCCCUCGUGGAUCCCAUUUUGGAGGUCUGUGGGAAGCAGCAAUUAAAUCAGCACAGAAACACUUCGUGCGAGUGUUAGGAGAUCGUAAACUAGGUUUUGACGAUAUGGAAACACUUCUUGUACAAAUUGAAGGAUGCCUCAAUUCUCGUCCGCUGACCAAGCUCUCCGAUGAUCCGUCAGACCUCGAGGCUUUAACGCCGGGGCAUUUUCUUGUUGGGUCAUCGUUACAAUCUAUACCGGACAUCGAUUACGAAUCAAUUCCGAUGAACCGACUCUUCCAUUGGCAACAAAUUCAGAAAUUGCUUCAAGAUGUCUGGAAACGUUGGCACAUCGAAUACUUGCAAGCUCUUCAACCUCGAAGCAAAUGGAUUAAACCGCCAAUAGAGCUGAAGAAAAAUCAAGUUGUCGUUAUCGUGGACGAAAAUCAACCGCCAAUGCGUUGGCCCUUAGGUCGAAUACAUGAACUCCAUCCAGGGAAAGAUGGUGUAGUACGCGUAGUCACUUUGCAGACUGGUUCCGGCAUGUUUACCCGCCCAACAUCAAAAAUUUGCAUUUUACCCAUACCACGACCACAUGACGAAGAAUCUGCAGCAAAGAUCAUUCCGAAACAACUCAUUGAAUGGUGGAUAAUUAAAUUCAAGGCCCUUUGUCUGAAGGGUCCAGGUAAGGACCUUUCCAAUAAUAAUUACCAUUUGAAAUUUGGCUACCGGGUCUUCUCAUUUGCAUGUAUUUCUGUGAGAGGCGAAGGAGUGUUCGACGCAGAUACCGCUAUGACUACAGCAAACACCAACGAACGUUACAACACCCGGGGGCAGAUUUUAGUAUACAAGGCCCUCGAACUAAAGGGUCCAGGUGAGGACCAUUCCAAUUACGAUUACCUUUUAGAAGCCGGCUACCGGGUCUUAUUAUUUCCAUGUAUUUCGACGUGUUCAACAUCGAUUGUGGGGUGUUCAAGGACUUUUCCAUAG
Armigeres subalbatus is the source of this 3198-nucleotide messenger RNA. RefSeq lists its product as uncharacterized. Gene Ontology annotation, molecular function: nucleic acid binding. The transcript has a single exon. Lineage: Eukaryota; Metazoa; Arthropoda; Insecta; Diptera; Culicidae. The record is from RefSeq and is a predicted model, not a curated record. Gene Ontology annotation, biological process: DNA integration. Bases 1 to 3198 code for a protein of 1065 amino acids.